AUGCUGGCCGUUUCACAACACACCGACGCUCGCCAAACUCACGCUGUGCGCGCGAAACUAUUGCAAAACCGCACUAAAGGCCCGUCGGCAGUUGAAGUCCGAAGGCUGACCACCUGCCGAUUGGUGGUUUUACAAUUCGAAUUGAAAUUAAAACAGUUCGCGAUGCGCGGCCGGACAGCGGUGCGUAUGUACACGGGCCGAGACUCUGGCCGACUGAUAGCUGUGCUGAAC
Messenger RNA from Iphiclides podalirius (scarce swallowtail), 231 nucleotides. Lineage: Eukaryota; Metazoa; Arthropoda; Insecta; Lepidoptera; Papilionidae. The record is from the annotation of a GenBank genome assembly.